Molecule: messenger RNA, 714 nt
Organism: Marasmius oreades (fairy-ring Marasmius)
Lineage: Eukaryota; Fungi; Basidiomycota; Agaricomycetes; Agaricales; Marasmiaceae
Exons: 5
Coding region: 1-714 (237 amino acids)
Source: RefSeq, a predicted model, not a curated record
AUGUCUUCCAACAGUACUACCUCUAUUCCUCAGGAAUCUCUUCUUUUUGCUCCUAUGGUCGACGUCAGCGAUGCCGCCAUUACUCCAGCGAUGCUAGCUAAUCUGUAUUCGUCGAAGCAGCUCUGUACAGAUGCUAUAACAUUAAUCAAGAGUCGAGCCUCGUUCAACGAGGAGUCGGCAGCCCUAUUGAAGGCUCUUGGAGAGUCCAUUUCCAGUCUGCAGGCUGUCAUCGAUGAAAAGAAUAGCGACAUCGAACAGCUCAAGCUCGACGUAAAAGUUCGUGAGGCACAUAUUGAAGUGGGGAAGAAAAUUUCGGAAAUUCAUAGGAAAGCGGCGGUGGAGGGUCAGGAGAAGGCCCAGGAGGCAAACCAUGAGAUGAUGGCCUUGAAACAGGUCAUCCAGACCGUAGGACAGCAAGACAUUGUUUCGAAACAAGGAAUGGCUAGGUUGGAGAAGGAAGUGUCGGCAUUACAGUGGAAAGUUGGGGAUUUGAAAUCCCAGGCCAAACAGCAGCAGCAGUCGUACACCGGUCUCGCUCGGAGGGCUGGUUCUUUAGCUCGUGAGGCGCUGAGGGGAAGAUGGGGGAACGCAAUCCUUAUGUUUCGUGGGGUCCACCAGAGCCUCAGUAAACUUCGUGCUGAAAUCCUGUCUUCUUUUGCUCAUAAGAACAUUAUCAGCAAUCGUGCACGUGUUCCGGUAAUGCGACUUAGUUGA